CGCCCCUUCCUGCCGGCCGGCUCUCGGGUGGUGCCUGCGGCGCCGCCGCUGCCCUGGGCUGGGGGCCGCGGCGGGUCCCUCCCACGGUGCCGCCCAGGCGCCUCCCUCGCCGCCUCUGUCCCCGCCCUCCUUCCCCGGGCCGCCGCGGUGAGUCACGACGGGAGGAGGCGGCCGCACGGCUCCGCUUCGCUCCGCUCUCGCCUCGCUGCCGCCCGCAGGAGCACCGGGGCCGGGCCGGCCCCGCCCGCAGGGCAGUUUCCCCAUCCUUUUUUUUUUUUUUUCCAAAUCUGACCAUUAAUCGGGACUGAACACACGGAUUAUCUGAUCUUCUGUGGUUUUUAGAAGCAGGAAAUCCAGGAGCUGGCAGGAGGGGAAUGAACCGUGAGGGCGUCCCCGGAAAGAGUCCGGAGGAGAUGUACAUUCAGCAGAAAGUGAGAGUCCUGCUCAUGCUGAGGAAGAUGGGAUCAAAUCUGACUGCUAGUGAAGAGGAGUUCUUGCGCACAUAUGCAGGUGUAGUGAAUAGCCAACUUAGCCAGCUUCCUCAACACUCAAUUGAUCAGGGUGCUGAGGAUGUUGUGAUGGCAUUUUCCAGAUCAGAGACAGAAGACAGAAGACAGUAACUACAGGAUACCUGAACAACACAGAACUGGAGAGGACAGUGAGAUUCCUGAAGAUAGAGGACGAUGGCUGAGCAUUAAUAAGUUCCUUUGCCCACCCUAAUUUUUCCAUGGUAGUCCUUCUCCUUUAUAAUUCUGUUUCCCUUUGCCCAACCCUCAGAAUGCAUCUCACAGCCAUCUAUUCCUAAAAGUUGUUGCUACUCAGCUGGGCUGUGUUAAUUAAGGACAAACCUAAAGGUGUAUUUUCGAUUGGCUCAAAGGGACAGACUGAUUGGCUAAAGGAAGACAAUUUUUUAAACUUGACCAAUGAAAACCUUUUCUCUUAUGUUUUAAAGUAAGUCUCUUGACAUCCUACUUCUAAAGAAGCUUUUCAUGCUGUGGUGCUUAUUUAGGUCAAACUUGUGAAUUUGAAGAGGGUUUGAUUUGGCUGCGUAGAACUGGAAGCAAGGUGUGAUUGGUUGACAAUGCAAAUGCUUUCUUCAGUUGGCUUGCAGGUGUUUUGCUGACAUCGACACUUUCAUUGCAGAAAGCUGAUGUUUUGGUGCAUUGGUUAUUACUUUAUCCUUACUUGGGGAAAAAAACAAAUGUGCUUUGCAAUAUUUAUUACAUCUAUACACGUAUACAUGCUUGCUUUUUUGUUGUUUUUUUGUUUGUUUGUUUGUUUUUGAUUGGCUUUGAAAUCACGUUUUUAAUUUCCUCUUGGCUGCAGUGUCUCUGAUGCCAUCAGUUUUUCCAUACUCAUCUGCUCUGUGGCCUCCAGCUCUUUUGGGAGCUUGUGUUGAAAGCAUGUUUAGUUCAGUAAGUCUACCUGUUUUAGCUGGAACAGAGAUCACCAGCCGUUCCGUGCUUCUGUGUGGGCUGUACUACGAACUCCUGGUCAACCUGGUCGUUCAGGUGGCUUCUCGCUGCUUCUGACAGAGGAGCUGUCAUUAUUUUGCAGGAAUUGUAAGAAUGAGAUCUAUGGCUGUGACAUGAAUUUGCCAAAUUUGUAUAGAGAAUAUGUGAACUUGUUUAAAAUAACUAUAGUUCCACUUUAACCCUUUAAUUGCUGCACAAGACUAGCUCAUACAAGGGGAAAAUAUUGAUCGUUAACUUAAAUCUGAGUUUCACCAGGCUUUAAUAAACUAAGUUCCUAGUCACUUGAAAAAAAAAUUAUGUAAUUUGGUUCCCUGAAACCGCUUGGUGAGUUGGAAAUUAUCUGGAUCCUAGGCUAAUACCAUUUCCUCUAGGCACUGGUCCCAAGAGGCAGCAGCACUGCGUUAACCUGUCCAAUAGCGAGCGUACAGGUGACAUUCAGGUUUACUCUGUUUGUAGUUCCAGGGCCUUCAAACAGAUGCAGUUAGAAACUCAGAAACCUACCAUGAAAUUCCUGAAUUGCACUGACUGUUCAGGAAUCUGCACAUAAAAUAUCAGAAGCCUAGAAUUUCUAGCACUGCUGCCUAAAACGUAGCACUUCAUUUUCUCCAGUGUGUGCAGGUGAUUUUUACAAUACUUCUAGAUUUUCCUGUGGUUGCACUGACUUUAAGAUGUUUCAAAGCCUAUUAAAGCAGAACUCCAUUCAUUUACCUGUUCUUGGCUCUUUUCAUGUGGUUGUUAAUUAUUUGGAGUAACGAUUACGGAAUCUGGCUGUGACAACAUGACCAUUUUUCAUGGCAAGAAGUUCUGACGACAGGAUGCCGUUACGGUCUCAAAGUGGGGAAAAAGCUUGAAAGAAACCACAGAAUGUGUGCAAAAGGAAGAAUGGACUUGUGAGCAUGAGGAGGGAGAUUAUCUUGAGCAAAUAAAUAUGAAAUGAGAACACGUACGUCUAUUUAUGAAAAAGUUCCUUUUGAUUCAUUUGCAGCUUUGUGAAGUUCAAUGUGAAAGUGUCAUUGCCCCUGUUGGUUGGGGCUGGAUAAAAAGCUACUUUAUUAAAAUAAACGAGGAACGAGCCCAAAUGAUUCUUUAAAUCUUGA
This is a messenger RNA of Oxyura jamaicensis (ruddy duck), 2572 nucleotides long. RefSeq names its product catenin beta interacting protein 1 (gene CTNNBIP1). Gene Ontology annotation, cellular component: nucleus; beta-catenin destruction complex; cytosol. Gene Ontology annotation, biological process: negative regulation of Wnt signaling pathway. The record is from RefSeq and is a predicted model, not a curated record. The coding region runs from base 375 to 620 and encodes 81 amino acids. Gene Ontology annotation, molecular function: beta-catenin binding. Lineage: Eukaryota; Metazoa; Chordata; Aves; Anseriformes; Anatidae. The transcript has 5 exons.